Stylonychia lemnae is the source of this 1926-nucleotide messenger RNA. NCBI's taxonomy places the organism in Eukaryota, Ciliophora, Spirotrichea, Sporadotrichida, Oxytrichidae. The record is from the annotation of a GenBank genome assembly.
AUGUAUCUAAAAGUCUGGACAGCUGCAAUGAAAUACAUCAAAUCAUAAUCUGAUAAAGGAAGAAUUGUUGACUCUAAGAUAGUAGGGUAAUUCAUGAAAUAAGAAGGGAGUCUUUUUCUAUAUAUGCCUUCACAAGAAUUGCUAGAGAAUUGUAAGAUCAGAUUAUCUACUAACUCUGAAAAUCAGCCUUAACAAUAGAUAAGACAGUUUGAACUGCUUUAGAAGAGAUAAUUUGGAAGUAAUAUAAUCCUAAAUCUUAGAUUCGGUAGCUUGAAUUUUUCAAAGAAUGGAGAGGCUGAAUUUAAGACAUAUACUUUGGACAAUAAUCCAAAUUAUGGUGAAGAUAAUUAGUCUUAGUACUCUUAUAAGUCUAGAGUAACCUAGUCAUAAGCUCGUUCAUAGCAAUAAACUAUUGAUAAUAAUCUUAAGAACCUCUAGAGUAUGCAAUAUAACGGAGGAAAUGGAGGUUUAACAAAUGGAUAAAAGACUAGCAUAGUAAAUUCAUAUGCGAAAAAGAGAAACGAUAGCAUGGCAAUGAGUAGAAAGGCAAAUGAUUCAUUAAUGAGGGAUAAAUCUCCUAAUUAGGGACAUAACAACAGUAACAACAAUUUUUAAUCUCCCGAGUCAAAGAAUCACCAGUACUUGCAAGAUUUUUUGAAUACACAAUAAAAAUACUUUAAAAGUGAAUAUGGAAAGACAGAGGGCAUAGCAAAAAAGGACAGCAAAGAAUGCUUAAGUCAGCACAGUACUUCAGCAUCUAAAAAGAAUCUGGGUCGUUAAAAUAACAACUAAAUAAUCGAAUAGUUAUAUAAUUUAAAAAAGUAAAAUCUCGAUAAAGACCAAAUAAGGGAAAAAGCAAAUCAUAUACAUCAGACAUAAAUUAAUCAAAUGAGAAAUCAAAUAUAUUCUCAAGGAAGAGAGGCACUUCAUUCCAACAACAAUAAAAGAGUACGAAAUGGCAAUAUUGAUCAACUGGCAUCAGCUUACUCUGAUGGCAACAAUAUGAAGAUUGGGAGCCCUUAGAAUAAUAGCCAGAAUAGAGCUAAUUUGUCGGCAAUGCUACCUAAUCCUAAUGACAGAUUUGGAGAAUAUAAGAAACAAUCAAUUGAAAACAGAUUAGGCAGCUCGCAGAAUAGCAACCUGAAUAGAACAUUCUUUGGCUAAAAUUAUGAAUAGUCACCAUAGCAAUCACAGAACUAGUUUUAAACACAGUCUCAAUUCUUUUAGUCAUAUAAAUCAUAAGAUCCAAAACUAAAUCUUUCUCUUGGCUAGUAUUCUUAACAUUAUCCAGCAUUCCUAAGAUCAAAUGGUCCGUUUUAAGUAUACAAUCAUCAUAAAGUUAAAGGUGACCAAUACUAUGAUAAUAACAAGCGAGCAAAAGAAGAAGCCAAAAAGAGACUUAAAGAUUAAUUAGAGGGAAUAAAGCAGACUAGAUAGCAGCAAAAGGAGGUUUUUCACAAGCAGAUUGUUGAUUAAGAGGAGCAUUUUUAGAUUCAAUAAAAUAUGAAGAGACUUAAUAAUGUUGAGAACUUGAUGUAUAUCUAGAUGUAAAUUGAAAGCCAAAAGAAAAAGAAAGAGUUAGAUUAGUAUGAGAGAGUCUAAAUUUAUGCUAAACCUCAUUUUGGUCCUGAAGAAACAGAGGACAUAAUGCUGCAUCACUAUUCGGCUAAGAAGAACUAGCAAGAGCAGGUGAAGAAUAGUUUGCUAGAUUAAAUCAAGAUACAAAAGGAGGUAAAGCAUAUUGAAAACUAGGAAGAGAAACAGUGUGACCUUAAAAAUUUAUAAUUGACCUAGACAAUAUAAGUCUAAGAGGAAAGAAGGAAAAGAUUGAUGGAAGCUGAGAAUAAGAAAAAAUUAAGAAAGGCUUGGAUUGAUCAGAUGAAUGUAAAGAAAACUGCAAAGGAAUACGACAAUAUAUUUUAGUGA